Messenger RNA from Umbelopsis ramanniana AG, 1300 nucleotides. RefSeq lists its product as uncharacterized. Bases 251 to 1024 code for a protein of 257 amino acids. Gene Ontology annotation, molecular function: thiosulfate-cyanide sulfurtransferase activity. The transcript is spliced from 2 exons. NCBI's taxonomy places the organism in Eukaryota, Fungi, Mucoromycota, Umbelopsidomycetes, Umbelopsidales, Umbelopsidaceae. The record is from RefSeq and is a predicted model, not a curated record. Gene Ontology annotation, cellular component: mitochondrion. Gene Ontology annotation, biological process: transsulfuration.
CCUUGUCAUUGUAAAGUAAUGUUACGUGCUGCCAAUUUCAUUCGCCCAGCAUCCAAAAUGUCAAUAAAUAUGGCCAAAGGUACAUGUGACCGUGGACAUCAAGCGUAAAGCGCGCACCCUGACAGGUUCUGAUACCAGUGUUCUCUCACGCGAUAUAGGCUUUGCAACGUCUUCUCGCCCUAGCUCUCUCGUCUCGACCUCAGAACUUUCGGAGAAUGCCAACUUCAAGAUCCUGGACGGGUCUUGGCAUAUGCCUAAUAUCCAGAGAGACCCAUACAAGGAAUAUCUCGAGAAACGUAUUCCAGGGGCACAAUUUUUCGGCAUUGAUGAAAUCAAAGAUCAUUCGUCAGACCUCCCUCAUAUGCUGCCAUCAAAAGAUGCCUUUGCAGGCGCUGUAGGCAAACUAGGCAUAAGCAACAGUGACCAUGUCGUGAUUUAUGAUAGUCUUGGUGUCAUCUCCGCUUGCAGAGUAUAUUGGACCUUCCGAGUCUUUGGACAUCAAAAGGUCUCUGUGCUUAAUGGUGGAUUACCGAAGUGGAUCGCGGAAGGUCGACCUGUUGAAAACGGAGAACCCGAGUCAAUUUCGCCUGUUGAAUACAAUGUCACGGAGGUGAAUGAGAAAUUGGUUCGGGACUACGAGACCAUUAUCAACAAUGCGAAGAAGUUCAAAAAUGGAGGCAGUGGCUUCUUAGUCGCUGACGCUAGAUCUCACUCCAGGUUUACUGGUGAGGCUCCAGAACCCAGAGCAUCCCUCAGCUCCGGCCAUAUGCCUGGAAGUGUCAGCAUGCCAUUCCAAGAUUUGAUGUCUGGAACUGAAUUUUUGAGCGAUGAAGCUCUGAAGGAAAAGUGGAGUGGUAAGAUCGCUGACUUGAAUCAGGAGAUUGUGACCAGCUGCGGAAGUGGCAUUACCGCUUCAAUCCUCUAUUUCACCUUGGAGCGCAUUGGAGCGCAAAAUAUUUCUGUCUAUGACGGUUCCUGGACAGAGUAUGCUGGUAGAAAGGAAAGUAUCAUCGAAAAGGAAUAAACCAACGGUGAUAAGUUUCAAUAUGAUUUUGUCGAUUUCACUAGUUCAUUCAUAAUUUGAUCAUUCAAUUUAUUGUUAUGCUGGGACGUUUUGGCAAAUAUAUACACAGUUUAUAGCUUCAUAUCACUUCUAUGGAUGUCUAUUUUACGCGGUUUUAUUGUGACAUGGGUGUCUGGUGGUGUUCGGCGGUUGCACCUAUCAAUGCAUUGCUCAAGGGCCCGUCGUGGCAGAUCUCGGGAUGAACGUAGAAAACUUGCUUUGGCUUGACAAUCUUUC